AUGUCGAAACUCUCCAAAUACCUGCUGGUGUCGCUGCCCACGUCGAUAGCGCCGUCCAACGACCGUGAAGAGGCCCUCACCGCGCUGCGCUCCACCGUCUCCAACGACGUCGGCACCACCUAUCCCUUCAGCCUGCCCAACUUCAAGAUCGGCACCCUCGAUGCCCUCGUGCAGCAGGCCGACGACCUCGCCAAGCUCAACUCGGCCUGCGAGCAGGUUGUGAACAAGGUUGGAGACUCGUUGCGCGGCAUCCUCGACGGCGACGAGGAGAAGAUCGCCCAGCAGAAGACCAUCAACGACAAGCCGGUCGAGCAGUACCUGCGCUCCUUCCAGUGGAAUAAGGUCAAGUACCGCGCCGACAAGCCCAUCGCCGACCUCAUAGACUCGCUGCAGAAGGAACUUGCCGGGAUCGACAACGACGUCAAGGGCAAAUUCAACCAGUACAACCAGGUGAAGACGAACCUGGCCGCCAGCCAAAGACGGCAGACCGGUAACCUCGCCACCAAGUCUCUUGCCUCGAUUGUCCCACCGGAGGCCCUCGUCCAAGAGUCAGAGUACCUCGAGACACACCUCAUCGCUGUCCCCAACACCUCGGUGAAGGAUUUCCUGAAGAGCUACGAGACUCUGGCGCCUAUGGUCGUCCCUCGGUCCGCCACUCAGGUCGCCAAGGACGACGAGUUCUCCCUGUUCGCCGUCGCCUCCUUCAAGAAGCACUCGGCCGAGUUUGUGCACAAAUGCCGCGAGAAGCGUUGGACUCCGCGUGAUUUCAAGUACAAGGAGGGCUCCAAGGAGGAGGAGGCGCGCGAGGUCGACCGUCUGGAGAAGGAGGAGCGCAAGGUUUGGGGCGAGGCUCUGCGCCUUGGUCGCACCGGUUACUCGGAGAGUGCCAUGAUUUGGAUCCACGUGCUCGCUCUCCGCGUCUUCGUCGAGACGGUCCUGCGCUACGGCCUGCCUCUGGAGUUUGUGUGUGGAUUAGUGCAGACCAACGAGAAGCUCGCCAAGAAGGCAAAGACAAAUCUGGAUGCGAACUACUCAUACCUGGGCGGCAACGCGUUUGGCAGGGACAAGCAAGGCCGUGUCAAGAAGGAUGACUCGGCCGUCAACGCCGAGCUGCAGGCAGCGGGCCAUGGCGAUUCCGAGUACACGCCCUACGUUUACUACGAAUUCGAGAUCCAAUAG
Messenger RNA from Lasiodiplodia theobromae, 1179 nucleotides. RefSeq names its product Vacuolar ATP synthase subunit c protein. Gene Ontology annotation, cellular component: vacuolar proton-transporting V-type ATPase, V1 domain. The record is from RefSeq and is a predicted model, not a curated record. Gene Ontology annotation, biological process: proton transmembrane transport. The transcript is spliced from 5 exons. Gene Ontology annotation, molecular function: proton-transporting ATPase activity, rotational mechanism. Bases 1 to 1179 code for a protein of 392 amino acids. Lineage: Eukaryota; Fungi; Ascomycota; Dothideomycetes; Botryosphaeriales; Botryosphaeriaceae.